Molecule: messenger RNA, 588 nt
Organism: Gracilinanus agilis (Agile Gracile Mouse Opossum)
Lineage: Eukaryota; Metazoa; Chordata; Mammalia; Didelphimorphia; Didelphidae
Product: actin, aortic smooth muscle-like
Exons: 4
Coding region: 33-494 (153 amino acids)
Source: RefSeq, a predicted model, not a curated record
GUAGGACUGUGUGAACACAGCAGCUGUAAGAGAUGUGCGAAGAGGAGGACAGCACUGCCCUGGUGUGCGACAACGGCUCUGGGCUCUGUAAGGCAGGCUUUGCUGGGGACGAUGCCCCCCGAGCUGUCUUCCCUUCCAUCGUAGGCCGUCCCAGACAUCAAGGGGUGAUGGUGGGCAUGGGCCAGAAGGACAGCUACGUAGGGGACGAAGCACAAAGCAAAAGAGGAAUCUUGACCUUGAAAUAUCCGAUAGAGCAUGGGAUCAUCACGAACUGGGACGACAUGGAGAAGAUUUGGCAUCAUUCCUUCUACAAUGAGCUGCGUGUGGCUCCAGAAGAGCAUCCUACUCUGCUCACUGAGGCACCCCUGAACCCCAAGGCCAACCGAGAGAAAAUGACCCAGAUUAUGUUUGAGACUUUCAACGUGCCGGCCAUGUAUGUUGCCAUCCAAGCUGUCCUGUCUCUCUACGCUUCUGGACGUACGACUGGUAGGUGACCAAAAGGGACUCAGUAGCCCCAUUUGGAGGAAGGGACAAUUCUUAUUAUCUUGGCUAUCAUUACACAUGGGAAGCUCUCAUCAUGUACCUGGC